AUGUCCUUCAGUCCCUACUGGUGGGGCAAUCGGCUGAACACCCCGGAAUACAAGUUGGUCGUUGUCGGUGGCGGUGGUGUGGGUAAAUCUGCCCUCACCAUCCAGUUGAUCCAGUCGCACUUCGUGGACGAAUACGAUCCCACCAUCGAAGACUCGUACCGCAAGCAGGUAGUCAUCGACGAGGAAGAGGUUGUUUUAGACGUGCUCGAUACAGCGGGCCAGGAGGAGUACUCCGCCAUGAGAGAGCAAUACAUGAGAACCGGUGAAGGCUUCUUGCUCGUGUACUCCGUCAACUCGCGGACCUCCUUCGACGAGCUCUUCACGUAUUACCAGCAAAUCUGCCGUGUCAAGGACACCGAGCAGGUGCCGAUCAUGCUCGUCGGGAACAAAUGCGACUUGGAAAAUGAGAGACAGAUCUCCUUCAGCGAGGGCAAGCAGUUGGCCGAGAGCUUUGGUGCUGCUUUUGUGGAAACCUCUGCCAAGCAGCGGAUUAACGUGGAGGAGGCCUUUUUCGGCUUGGUCAGAAAGAUCAGAGAGCAGGAGAAUACCGAAAAGGUCCCAGAACACCCAGUGGUGGUCAAUGAGGGUCAACCCCCUCAAGCCAGACAGGAGCAACCGCAGGAACCAGUCCAGCCACAAGCACAGCAGCCACCGGUGGCUGCUAUUGAGCCUACUGUUGAGAGUGUCCCUGUUGCAGCGGCACAGCCAGCGGCGGCCGCCAGAAAGAAGCAGGCCAGCGCCCCGGCUCCCGAAAAGAGUGGCGGCUGUUGUGUUAUUGUCUAA
Babjeviella inositovora NRRL Y-12698 is the source of this 783-nucleotide messenger RNA. RefSeq names its product Ras family GTPase (gene RAS1). NCBI's taxonomy places the organism in Eukaryota, Fungi, Ascomycota, Pichiomycetes, Serinales. The record is from RefSeq and is a predicted model, not a curated record. The coding region runs from base 1 to 783 and encodes 260 amino acids. Gene Ontology annotation, molecular function: GTP binding; GDP binding; GTPase activity. Gene Ontology annotation, cellular component: plasma membrane. The transcript is spliced from 3 exons. Gene Ontology annotation, biological process: signal transduction.